AAGGUAUUGGAAACCGACCUCAAACUCAGCUUUUACUCUUGCUCCAUAACUGGUAGUUCUGAUUAUUGCUGACUUAAGCAUCGGAGUUUCUACCUUGAGAACCAACCUCGGAGCCUUGCAGGAUAGCCGAAGUGAAGACUUGAGAUCAGGAGUACCUCCCAGUUUUCUGCAAUUACAUUGGCGCUGUUUGUGGGAACCCGAGCUAAAAGCCUUUGCUAGUGGCUGUUACGAUGGUUAACACGCGCUCAACGCACCACGGAAGUCCCCAACAAGGGCACGGAAGAGAUCAGCUCCUCGGCGGGAACCCCACAUCCUACCCUGUACCACCCCCUACAGUUCAGCACCAGCAGGCAAAAGGGGCAGGGGAAAAUGAUCCGAACCCAGUAGAGAUCCCAAAUGACCCCCUAAUCACCCAACUUAACGCCAUGCAGCAUUCACCAGCUCGAACUGUCGCCCCAUCUCCCAAUGAGUCUCAAGCUCAUUCCCAUGUGGUACCUCAACCUCGGCAACCAUCCCAACCAGCUGUCUCAGAUCCUCCCAACCAACCACACUUAGAACAAGUGGUGCCCGAGAACCGAAGCCCCCAAAUCCCGGUUCAGCCAAGUUCUACCCCUAUCCCUACCCCCCUCAACACCAACAUCAUUCAUGAACCUUACCCACCUGGGUUUAGAAUGCCUCAGCUCGAGACAUAUGAUGGUACCAAGGACCCUAAUGAUCACUUGCACGCUUUCUAUUCUGUCAUGCAAGCUCAAAAUGCCUCAGAUGCCUUGAUGUGCAAAAUAUUCCCUUCUACUCUGCGUGGAAACGCGCAGACUUGGUAUUACAGUUUGCUGCAGAGCUCGAUCGGUUCUUACGCCGAAUUGGCGGCGUCCUUUGCCACGAAGUUUUCCAGUUGCCGACUGAUCAAAAAAACAACAUCCGAGCUCAUGCGGGUGGCCCAGAAAGAAGGUGAAUCCUUAAAGAAUUACAUGAAUCGAUUUAAUGAUGCAGUGCUGGAGAUCGGCUCAUUCAGCCAAGCUGUCGGGUUAGCUGCACUAACACAAGGCCUCAAGCAUGAGAGGGACCAGCUCAAGUUCGUCCAGGAGCAGGGGCGACCUCAGUCAUCUCGAGAUGCAAACAACCGACUUGGAGUUGGAUAUCAACAAGCACCACCUCCGCUCCCUCCGCCUUCACGCAUCAUUCACAUGAUAACAGGAGGGCUAGAAGCCGAAGGGACAAGCUCAAAGCAGCAGAAGCUAUAUAUGCGAGAGGUGAAGCAUCCCAACCGGGCUCAAAAAAGAAAAUUUGACGAGACAGAUUGGAAGAACCAACCCAUAACAUUCAGUUCCACUGAUUUUGAUGGUGUCGUCACAGCACACAAUGAUCCGCUGGUCACCUCGGUCAUGGUCAAUAGUUGUGAAGUUCAGCGCGUCCUUGUAGACAGAGGAAGUGCUCCGGACAUCAUGUACUAUCACUGCUUCGAAAGCCUUGGCCUCGACCCUGCCCUCUUACAGAGGUAUGACGGCCCCAUCUACGGCUUCAACAACCACAACAACCAGCCAGUUCCUGUGGAAGGAAUCCUUAAACUUAAUGUAGCAUUUGGCUCAAGCCGAACCUAUGUAACCCCCUCAGUCCGGUUUUUGGUAGUAAAGAUGGCGUCAUCCUUUAACAUCGUCAUCGGAAGGCCAACCCUGACUGAAAUUAGGGCAGUUGUUUCACCAUCUCACCUCUGCCUGAAAUUUCCGACCCCCACGGGCGUGGCGAUGUUGAGGGGAAAUCAAGAGAUAGCCCGGCACUGCUACAUGACUUCGGUCUCCCGACCUCAGAGGGACAAACAAGUGGCAAACCUAGAGCCAACUCAGCCUGAAGUCCCAACCACACAACAAGUAAUGGGUGUGGAAUUGUUGGACAACAGACCUGAAGGUGAAGCCAGAGCCACUCCGGCAGAAGAGGUGGAGGAGGUGCAGCUUGACGACAAUGAUCCCACUAAAAAGACAAGGAUCGGCACCAAGCUGAGCUCCGAAGAUCGGCAUAGCUCAUUGGCUUUCUGAAAUCAAACAGAGACGUGUUU
Messenger RNA from Rubroshorea leprosula, 2050 nucleotides. Lineage: Eukaryota; Viridiplantae; Streptophyta; Magnoliopsida; Malvales; Dipterocarpaceae. The record is from the annotation of a GenBank genome assembly.